AAUGGGUUGGGCAAUGGCACUUCUUGGCUGUUGUGUGUCUUAAUAGAAACCCUUUGCUUCACUGGAACCUAAUAGUGUGUUUUAUGUGAGGAUGUGUGCACACACACGUUUGUUAGCUAGACUGAAUGGACGGAUGAAGUUGCAUUCUCAAACAUACGGCAGUCCUCAUGCAGUUCUUAAAAAACUACUACUCCUGGCUCUUCCCAUUGCUCAAAUUGCAAUAGGUGCAGUUUAUCUCAAAGACUGUACUCAGCAGCACUAUAUCCCAGUGUACGUGCUGGUAUGUGGAGUGUUUAGUGUAUUUCUGGCCUUGCUGUCUUGUCUGCCCUGCUCCAGGGAGACUGAGGUGGAGGGAGGUCAAACCACGCUCGGCCGUAUCUCCAGAGUGUGGAACGCACUAGUUUCUAUCUUCUUGUUCUGCUGGAUGAUCAGUGGCAGUGUGUGGAUUUACUCCAUUUAUCCUCCUAACUACAACCAAACACUGGCUAGAGGUCCAUACUGCAAUAAGACCCUCUACCUGUUUGCUUUCUGGACCACCACGCUGGCAUACAUUCUUUUAGGUGUGGCCCUGUUCAUUGGGUGCUCCCUUUGUAUCCGUGCUUGCAUUUGUGGAAAGGCAAAGGACUAGCAAAAACUCUGUGGGCCGUCUUAAUGGAUCUUGAUGACCAGGGUUUUUGGGUUUGUGUGUGGCUUUUUUUAAUGACGUAGAAAUGUGUUAAUCUAAUGUUUAAUUGUCUUAAAAUAACUUGUGUUGGUAACAUAUUUGUAUGGUUCCAAUAAAAAUUAAGUCUUAAUACUCA
Carassius gibelio (silver crucian carp) is the source of this 800-nucleotide messenger RNA. Its product is annotated as transmembrane protein 272. The transcript has 4 exons. Bases 92 to 628 code for a protein of 178 amino acids. The record is from RefSeq and is a predicted model, not a curated record. NCBI's taxonomy places the organism in Eukaryota, Metazoa, Chordata, Actinopteri, Cypriniformes, Cyprinidae.